This is a messenger RNA of Paramecium pentaurelia, 1447 nucleotides long. The record is from the annotation of a GenBank genome assembly. Lineage: Eukaryota; Ciliophora; Oligohymenophorea; Peniculida; Parameciidae.
AAUGCUUCAAGAAUGCAAAUCAGAAUUGGCAUCCUGUAAAGCUAAACUGAUAUCCUUGAGUAUAAAGGAUAUGUCUAAACUAUUGCCUAUGUGUAAGACUAGUACAAGUAAGAACGAGGUUUUUAUUUUGAAUGACAUGAUUGAAAAAUAUGAUUUUGAUGAAGAGAAAGAGAGGGUAGUGUGUUAAAGUGAUUCUUUAAGGAUAAUACUAAGACUAGUCUGAGAUUGUUAAGAAAUGAUGUAUAGAGAUAUAUCAAAGAGUUGAAAGGGUUCACUAACAGUCAUGAGUAUUAUUAAAAAAUUGAAAGCAUGGCAAACAAUAUUACUAAUGAGUAUUUAUCAAUAUCUAUGUAUUCAUAGAAUAACAGAUUUCAAAUCAAAAAUGUCAUAUUAAUUUGAUGAUUUAGCAUAAUAAGAGGAAGCAUUAACAGAUGAUUUAAAAAUAAUUGAAUAGAAAAUGGACAAUUAUGAUGUUGUUCAAAAACAACCCAUUAUUAAAAGAAAGCCUAUGCAAAAUAAUGAAGAGACUGUAAGUGAAUUAGGAUUGAUCAAAUAAAAAGUGGAUUUUAUAGAUGAAAAAAUAGAUUAAAUUAAACUCUUAGAACCAGAAGAUCAUAGAGAAUUUUUAAGAGUAAGAACUAAACAUAAAGGUAAAAUAUCUCAAAAUUUCAUUAAUGAUUGUCUCAAGGCUAUCCCAUUUAUAACUGAGGAUCAAUUAAUGGAAUAAAUAGAAAAUUAUAAUUUAUUACAAUAAUUAGAAGAUGAAAAGAAAGAAUUACUUACAGAAUAUAAAAGAAAGAAAGAGGAAAAUAAAUAAAUUCAAUUACAAUAAGAAUAAUAAUAAUAAGAAAUUGAAAAAUAGAAAUAAGUAAAAAAGCCUUUGGUUCCAAAAGAGGAGAGAGAUAAAUUAAAAGAAGAAAUAAAGUAAUGGAAGAUUAAGAGAGUUACAUAGAAAGCAAUAGAUGAAAUAGAGUAUGAUACAAAAAAAGAUAUUGAGAAAUAGAAAUCAGAAAUGUUAAAGAAGGAAAGAGAAGAAAAGAAAUUAUAAGUAUAAUACUAUAGGGAAUAGAAAUUAAUUGAAAAAUAGAGAGAAUAAGAAUUAAAAUAAGUAGAAACAAUGUCAAAAAGAUAUGUUAGUUAAGAAGCAAUAGAAAGAAUUAAAAUGAAAGAAAAUCAUUUAAUUGAAAAAAAGAAGAGUAUUCUUGAAUAGAAAUAAAAGAAAUAAUUUGAUUAAGAAAUUAAAUAAUAAGCAAGAGAAGAAGAUAAAUAUAUUAAAUUUGCUUAUGUUGAAUCAAAAUUAAAUGAGACAACUAAAGCAGCAGAAUUAUAAAAGAGAUAAAAAUUUGAUCCAAAAAUUGAUCAAGGAAAAUAUGCAGAUACUUUUGGAGGAAAUUUAUUAGGAGCUGGUAGAAGAGCCAUUCCUGGUUGGAGAUAAAAUUUAGGUUGA